Messenger RNA from Symbiodinium sp. CCMP2456, 355 nucleotides. Lineage: Eukaryota; Dinophyceae; Suessiales; Symbiodiniaceae. The record is from the annotation of a GenBank genome assembly.
GUUGGGCCACGCGGUGAAGGCUGGAGUGAUGCUGGUCGGGGAGGCGGCGGCUGGGCGCGGAGGCCUCGGCGUGCCGAGGGCGCAGACCGAGGCGGCGAGCCUCGCGCAGGCUCUGCAAGGAAAACCGGAUGCCCAGGGCUUCGUCGAGGUGCGGUUGCCCUUCGCCAAGGAUGCCGGGCCAAUGGCCGUCUUCGGCUAUGGGUCCUCCAAGGCCACUUCCGACUUCAUCUCCUUCCGUGCCCGCUGGCUGGAUUAUGCCAAGCUGAAGGCGGAGUGGAUCGGCAAGUCGAAUGUGGCAGAGACGGAAUCUCCCUUUCGGCAUGGUAGUCGAUCAGGGGUGGCCUACGAGCCGCUA